GGCAUUUGGGGAACUUUGUGCUGAGAAGGAACCGGGUAAGCGGGGUUGAGCCAUUCGCAAGCUUAGAAUGAAGUUUCUUCUGUUGGUGUUGACCGUGCUGGUCACUGCUUCGGGGACGGUUCCUUUGACCAAGUCUGCAGGCUCUAAAGAAGAUGGUGGGCUGUUGGCUCAAGUCUCUGCUUCCGGAACAGCUCCAUCGGCUAACGCUUCCAGCUCUGAAAAAAACGUGACAUAUGCUCAGCGGUACCUGGAAAACUUUUAUGGCCUCGUGAUGGACGCACUUCCAACGACAAAAAUGAAAGUCAGCAGGGACUUCAUGGAGGAUAAAAUUCAGGAAAUGCAACAGUUCUUGGGACUGAAAGUGACCGGGAAACUGGACCCAUCUACCCUGGACAUGAUGCACAUGCCCCGAUGCGGGGUGCCCGACGUCCAUCAUUUCAGGACGAUGCCGGGGAGACCAGUGUGGAGGAAACGUUUAAUUACCUACAGAAUCAAUAAUUACACUCCUGACAUGCGGCCUGCAGAGGUCGACUUUGCCAUCCAGAAGGCUUUUCAAGUGUGGAGUGACGUGACCCCCCUGAAAUUCAGAAAGAUUAAUUCAGGAGAGGCAGACAUUAUGAUACUUUUUGCAUCUGGAGCUCAUGGAGACUACAGCCCUUUUGAUGGCAGAGGUGGGGUCAUAGCCCAUGCUUUCGGACCUGCACUGGGGAUUGGGGGAGACGCACAUUUCGAUGAGGCUGAAAUCUGGACUAAAAGCUACAGAGGCACAAACUUGUUCCUCGUUGCUGUUCAUGAGCUCGGCCAUUCCUUGGGUCUUAGCCAUUCCAAUGAUCGAAACGCCAUCAUGUUCCCGACUUACAGUUACGUUGACCCCAACACCUUUCGCCUCGCUGCUGACGACAUACGUGGUAUUCAGUCUCUCUAUGGACGUCCAGAAAGGCGCCAACCCUCAUCAGAUCCUGACGGUAGACGAACAUCCACCUGCAACCCCAGCUUGAGUUUUGAUGCUGUCACUACAAUGGGAAAUAAAAUCUUUUUCUUUAAAGACAGAUUCUUCUGGUGGAGGUACCCUGAGAGUCCAAUGAGCAACGUUAGUUUCAUUUCUUCUCUGUGGCCGACCUUACCAUCUGACAUUCAAGCUGCUUAUGAAGUUGGACCCAGAAAUCAAGUUUUUCUCUUUAAAGAUGAUAAGUACUGGUUAAUUAACAAUUUGAGAGCACAGCCGUACUAUCCCAGGAGCAUACAUUCUUUGGGCUUUCCUGACUUUGUGAAAAAAAUUGAUGCAGCUGUUUUUAACCCACUUCUCUAUAAGACCUACUUCUUUGUAGGUAACCAGUACUGGAGGUACAAUGAGAGGAGACGACUCAUGGACCCUGGUUAUCCCAAACUGAUAAACGACUACUUUCCGGGACUUGGACCCACAAUCGAUGCCGUCUACUAUUACAACAGACACUACUAUUUCUUCCAAGGAUCAAACAUAUUUGAAUAUGAUGUCGUAUCCCAACGUGUCACCAAAGUGCUGAAACAAAAUAUCAAGUCAGGUUGUUAGGAAUGGUGUAGUUGGUGGUGGUCAGUUCCCUUCAGUCAAAUAAGUAUUUAUUGCAUCCUUGCUACGUGGCUAGUGUGUGUAAUACCACAGGGACAUGUGUCUUAAGGUAAACCCUAUAGGCUAUAGAAAAACUAUCAUAUAGACAGUGACUAUACAAACUACAUAAGAUUUUUUUAUUUUGAAAACCGUCAUUGUGGGGUGCUUGGGUGGUUCAGUGAGUUAAGCCUCUAGCUUUUGCUCAGGUCAUGAUCCCAGGAUCCUGGGAUGGAGCCCCACAUCGGGCUCUCUGUUCGGCGGGGAGCCUGCUUCCCCUUCUCUCUUUGCCUGUCUCUCUGUCUACUUGUGAUCUCUGUCUGUCAAAUAAAUAAAUAAAUAAUCAUUUAAAAAAAGAAAAAGAAAAGAAAACCCUCAUUGUCAACUUUUACUUGAUUCAACUAUUAAGCUUGGAAACAGGCACUUUAUUGAGGAGCAACAGAAUAUCUUGGUCCUAGAACAACCAAGAACUGAGAAAUGAUCAUUAUUUCUUUGCCUUAACUAACAUUAAGCAAUGACUAGUUUCUGUGGCCAUUAAGUGCUUCAGCAAGUGUAUCAUUUCAAUUGUUUCAGAGUAGAAACAGAAUAUACCAGAAAAUGACAUUUACUGUAAGUAACAUAGAUGUGGAUUAUAUAAUCAUGGUGACAAUGUUAUUUAUUUUGUCAUCAGUGUUGAUUUUUCUAAAUCUUAAAUGAAGUAUAUAUGUAUAUUUUUUUCUUUUGCUCCAAUAAAAACUUUGAAAGAAA
Molecule: messenger RNA, 2329 nt
Organism: Mustela lutreola (European mink)
Lineage: Eukaryota; Metazoa; Chordata; Mammalia; Carnivora; Mustelidae
Gene: MMP12
Product: matrix metallopeptidase 12
Exons: 11
Coding region: 68-1549 (493 amino acids)
Biological process (GO): extracellular matrix organization; collagen catabolic process; proteolysis
Cellular component (GO): extracellular matrix
Molecular function (GO): zinc ion binding; metalloendopeptidase activity
Source: RefSeq, a predicted model, not a curated record